AUGACAGGUUACGGAGCUCUAGCAUCGAUGAUAGCAAGCCACCAGAAUGCCGAAGCUUUCAGGAAGUUCUCGAGCAUGAACAUGGAGAACAUAUUGCACAUGCAAGCUGAGUUGCAACAUCUAGAAGUGGUGAUCAAUGAAGUUAGGAAGAUCCCGGCGUUGAACAGCUUCGACAGGAUCUGGAUCGAAUGCCCUGAACACAUGUCAGAAGGCGAUAUACGUAAAAUAUUUGAGCGGUCAAGGGCCCUGCUGGACGAGUAUUAUCGAACCCUCUUGCAGACGGCGAGAAUCAACGCCAUGCAUGGUCCCCAAAAGAACAAUUUGGAGCUGCGGCGGCAGUGGUACGACGAAGAAAGUGGUGGCAACCAAUUCUUAUACGGCGUGGAAGCCGGCAUCUUUCGUGACCAUGAUAACGAUGCGGACUUGAUGACACUGAAAGAGAACCUGGAGAGCAAAGACGCAUUGGCCAGAUUCUUGAGCCGAAGAAUAGUGCCGCUGUAUCAUCGUGUCGUUGGGCACAGGAUUCACCGGACGAUGGCAGAGAAAGCAUUCGAACGAACGUGCUAUUAUACGCCCGAGACAUUGGUGCAAGUGGGCAAUACCAUUUGCAUGCUCCUGUCCGCAGUCAUACCGGCUCUGUCAAUACUGGUAUUGUUCAGUGUGCAGAGCAUUGGAGGUCGAUUAAUCGCCAUUAGCCUCAUGAGCCUGGUCUUUUCAUUGGUGAUGAAUGUGAUUGCUCAAAGACGAGCUGACGUGUUUAUGUCUACCACGGCCUUUGCUGCGGUUCUCGUGGUAUUUGUUGGGAGUGCAAACGUGAUGGACAAUUGA
This is a messenger RNA of Exophiala xenobiotica, 828 nucleotides long. RefSeq lists its product as uncharacterized. NCBI's taxonomy places the organism in Eukaryota, Fungi, Ascomycota, Eurotiomycetes, Chaetothyriales, Herpotrichiellaceae. The record is from RefSeq and is a predicted model, not a curated record. The transcript has 2 exons. Bases 1 to 828 code for a protein of 275 amino acids.